UGGCGUCCAAUUGUUUAUAUCAUUGAGUGAAAAGUGAAAUUAAAAUUAAUAAUCAAUUUAAAUCUCAUAUAAUAAGUGAAUUAAACGACAAUUUUGUAAACUAUUUAUUUCAUACGAAUCGCAAACUAUAGCACAAAACAAAAACUGAAACAAAUUUUUCGCAACAAAUUGAUAGCAUUUUUGUGAAUAUAUUUUUUUCCGUGAAUCCAAUGAACAACUCAUAAGUGGUUUUCAAUUGUGUCCACAAUAAUAGUCACGUGUUUUACGCAUGUGUUUAUACAUCAUUUGAUUAGUAUAUCAUUGAAACUCUGAGCGUAUUAACGGAUCCAUUGGGUGAUCGCCAUUGAGAUGUCGUUUCGUGCGCCCAAUAACUCGCUGAUGGCGGCGAUGGCCGCCUCUAUGAUGGGCUCCGGGAUGACGCCCCAGGCCUACCAUCAGAUGCACGCCAUGGGUAACAUGCAGCCCAUGGGCGGACUCAUACCCAUGCAAAUGAUGCCACCGAUGCCUCCGCAACCGAUGGGAGUGACGGUGCCGUCGGGUGUAACGACCAUAUCGGCGCCGCCCGUACGCAACAUACAGAUCGACCCCAACCAGCAACAGAUGACCGGCAUUCAGCUUCAGGCGCCGCCGUCGCUGUUAGGCGUAUAUCCCGGCGCCAAUCCGGUUAGGCCUCCGUUUACUGUACUUAAGAGGAGUUGUCUUACGUGUCGAUCCGGACGGAUUUUCCAGCAAAUGGCUGCCGCCACACAAGACACGCAGCAACAGUUCCGGAAGCCCAGACCCGCCCCGGGAACCACUAUCACUGUAUUCGUGGGCAAUAUCACCGAAAGGGCGUCCGAUAUGCUUAUUAGACAACUGUUAUCCAAAUGUGGUCAAGUGAACAACUGGAAGCGAGUCCAAGGAGCCAAUGGGAAGCUACAGGCGUUUGGUUUCUGCGAGUAUUGCGAUCACGAGUCGGCUAUGCGUGCGGUGCGACUGCUCUUAGAGUUUGAAAUCGCCGAUAAGAAACUGGUGGUGAAAGUGGAUCCCAAGACUCAGGAGAAGUUAGACGAGUACAUGAAGAGUAAGGGUAUGUUGGGCUCCGAGUUGGACGACGCCACCAAAGAGGAGGACUCGCAGACCCUACAGGCCAUGCAGGGAGUGCUGAGGGAGCACGAGAUCGAACUGUCCAAAGAGCCCGACCCUAAGGAACGGCAGCGCAGAUAUAAUAGUGAUAAGAGAGAUCCCACCAAACCUGAGGUGAGUUUUUGUUUGUUUAAUAAUUUAGCGGAAAUGGAUUUAGAAGACGAUAAGCGAUCGCUAAUCCACAGAGAGAUCGAUAAAUUCCGCGACACUUAUAAGAAAGUGGAGGAACAGAAAGAGGAGGAAAAGAAACGCAAAGAGGAGUCGGAUGUGAAGAGAGAGCCCUCGGAUGCCAUCAAAAAGGACAACCGUUCCAAAGAUAGGUCACCGGAUAGGGACAGACAUAGAGACCGUAGAGAUAGGAGUUCCCGAAGCGAUCGCGACAGAGAUAGAGACCGAGAGCGUGAAAGAGAGCGCGAGAGGGAAAGGGAGCGCGAGAGGGAUAGGGAUCGAGAGCGUGAACAACGUGAACGCGAGAGAGAACGAGACCGAUAUCGGGAAAGGGAUCGACGCUCGGAGGUCAAGGAUAUGCCGCCCGUCGAGGACGAGGAGGAAAUGUACGAACGGCGACGACUGGAGCGCCAGAUGAAGGAAAAGGAAGCGUCAUAUCAGCGGCGGCUGAAGGAGUGGGAGAGUCGCGAGAACCGCAAGAAAAGCGAUUACAAGAAGGAGAGCGAUCGGGAAGAGCGCCGACGGCUGGACGAGGAGGACGAGCGCCGGAAGCUGAAGGAGUUCCUCGAGGACUACGACGACGACCGCUUCGAUCACAAGUACUAUAAGGGAAACAGUCUUAUGAGACGAGUGAGGGAUCGCGAGAAGGAGGUGGCGGGCGAUGAGGCGGAGCGCCUCCAGGAGAAGAAGGAGUUGGACGAACUGCGCGAGAAGUUGGCGCUCGAGGGACACCCCGACCCGGACAGUGAGGUGCGGCGCCGUAUGCUCGCCUCCAACGAGACGGAAAGAGAUCGCACGAACAAAGCGGUCAGCGAUAGGAUACGGGCGUUGAUGUUGGAGGCGCGCCAAAAGUCAGGCACCGGUAGCUCCGGGCGCGUGUCGUCGGCAGCCGCUGACGACGACAUCUCCAUCGACUCGGAUUUGACGCCAAAAGACGAGAUUCCGGUCAAGACUUUCGGUUUCCAAGGCAUGAAACUGGCGAACACUGGGAUCGCGAACGCGAAUACCGUUAAUAACAGCAGUAAUAGUAAUAACAAUGCCGUCAAUAAUGGCGGUCCAGAGGGCCGACACACUAACCACACCUCCAACGACACGCCCGACUCGACGGACGCCACGGCCGUCGCCGACAAGACGUCGUCCAACCCGUCGACCGGCGCUGAUCUCAAACGCAAGAAACUGUCCGUUUCUGACGUGUUUAACGCCAACGAAGACGACGACCUCUCGAAGGCCAAGAAGCGAAAGCUGCCGACCCUUCUGGACGACAACACCGACAGCGAUCUGAGCGGUACGCCCACCACGAAGACGGCGUCGGGAGGCGUGGGCGCCGACAAUAAGUUGAUGUCUUCGGAGGAGAAACGCAAACAAAUCAAAGCGUUGAUCGAAAAGAUCCCGACCUCUAAGGAGGAGCUGUUUAAGUAUGAGAUCGAGUGGUCGCUCGUCGAUAACGUAAGCACAUUAAUGGAGCGCCGGAUAAGGCCGUGGAUUAACAAAAAGAUUGCCGAAUACAUAGGCGAAGAGGAACAGGCGCUGUUAGACUUCAUAUGUAAUAAACUGCAGUCCAAAAGCAGCGCUCAAAGUAUUUUAGACGACGUGGCGAUGGUGUUGGACGAGGAGGCGGAGGUGUUUGUCGUCAAGAUGUGGCGGUUAUUGAUAUACGAGAUCGAGGCCAAGAAGUUAGGAUUAGGCAAAUGAUAGGCCCAUUCAUUAGACACAUGUUUUUUUUGUUUGUUUUCUGAAUCAAAAUUUAUUAUUAUUUUUUCUUAUUUAUGAUUACAAUAUAAUAUUGUCGCUUAAUUUUCUUACCAUCAAAAUAAUUUCUUUUGUAAUUUAUAUGUAUUUUUAAUUAUAAACACAAUUCUGUCAAGAAUUUCGUAUAAAAAAUACACGACUUUUUUUGUUAAUUAUAUAUUUGUUUAGAUAAAAAGAGAG
This is a messenger RNA of Oppiella nova, 3222 nucleotides long. Lineage: Eukaryota; Metazoa; Arthropoda; Arachnida; Sarcoptiformes; Oppiidae. The record is from the annotation of a GenBank genome assembly.